CUGAAUCGCUAGGCUACGUUCACCCGCUUCCUUUCGGCUCUCCUAAUUCUCCUUCCACCAUUAUGUCCUUCGCCAUUUGACGCCAUGCCCUAGCUGGCAAACAUCAGAUCAUCUUUUGACUGUAAUAUAUACCUCCUGGCGCUUUGGUUUAGGGUUGUCUUUCCAAGGUGGCGGCUGGUACCCACCAACCAACUGAACUACCCCGAGCUUCCUCCUUCUGGUCUUACCUGUGCGCGCUCACCCAAAUCCACAUGGGAGCCUUCCAAUCGCCGCCAUGCCAUCAGACAUCCAAGUCUUUGUGAAGUGGAAAGACCAGACAAUAUUUGCGGGGGAAGAUGUGGAAUGCACUAUUACCUUCAAGAACGUUGCGGAGACGAACGUGGAACCCCAUCCCGGGGGUCCGACCUCACACCACAGACAACCUUCGCGAGCUACAAGCACCCACUCCGAGUCAUUAUUCUCGCUGAAAUCCCCUCAGAAAUUCUUCUUCAGUCCGCAUCGUCGCUCGUACUCCACAGCAGCUAAGAAAAGCCCGUCGCACCGCCUUUCUUCCUCGGUGAGCUCGCCGUUGAUCGGCUCGCACAGCUUCCCUCCUCCGUCUACUCCUCGCAAUGGCUCGGCCGCCAGUGGCAAGCAUAAACGAUCGGUCUCUAUACUCUCCAUCGAUAGUGAAGGAACCGGAGAGCCGACACCCCGGACAUCAUCACAAUUCAGCCACCCCCGACCACUAAGGCGUCAUGGGCGCGCGGCAAGUCUACAGGUCUUGCCAAGGAGAUAUGAAGCAUAUGAGGAUCAGUCCGCAAUAGGUGGUCGCAGUCCCGUUCGCAGCUUUCCACCUACGGUGUCCUCAAUUCAUUCAUCUCCCGGGAACCCCAGAAUUGACAUCGACGGUCCGAAUGACACCAGCCGCCCUGGCUCAAAUAUCUACAGUCCCAAUCGAUCAAUCGAGCCACCUCGUACCCCUGCGCGUCGGCCUCCAUUAUCACCGAUAGAAUUCAAAUUUCCGCCGUCCCCAGCUACUGACACCAACAGCCAUAUAGGCGUUUCAACAUUAACAUCGCCAAUUGAAGAGAAUCCUACAGCACCCAGACCCAAUGGGAAGGAAAUGACGGCUUUGGCGGCACCAGGACAUUUGCCGCAGCUAACGAGAAUCAUGUCAACUUCCAGCCUGGCUGGAAGUCACAGAAGUAGUGGGGAUUACAACUCGAUCAGCGACAAUUCCUCAGAGACUCUCCAGUCCGAGUAUACAAACUAUUCCAUGACAGUGCCGCGCCCGCCUAUUGUAUCCCGCCACUCACGACAUGUGUCAAGUGUGGAAUCCCCGGGGCUUUCGCCUCACACUCAGACACUGCUUAUGGGUUACGCACAGAUCAGCGCUUCAUUUACUGUGGAUGGCUCUCUGAUUCACCAAUCUAUCUUUGAGGAAGUCAAGCGGAAAGGUGUUGUCGGAGGAGCAGGGGGCGCAGCCGGUCCGCCAAGUGGGAAACCAGGUGCGAGCGAAGAGAAGAGUCGCAAAAGCGGCGGCUUCUGGGGUGCGUUCAAAUGGAAUGCAAUUGAGGAGUCAUUGAGUGGUCUCCUCUCCAACAACGAACUGGAUGGCUUACGAGACAUGCGGGGCGUCUCAUCGUCUCGAUCGAUACCACUACUUUCCACAACGCAGUCGCUUCUCUUCGUAGACUUGCGACUGGCACCUGGGGAGGAGCAGUCGUAUUCGUUCUCUUUCACUCUUCCAAGUGGCUUGCCAGCUAGCCACAAGGGAAAAGCGAUCAAGAUAUCCUACAAUCUGGUCAUCGGCACACAACGGCCGAGUAAUCGUAACGAGCCGCAGCGGGUGAACCGCAUUAGCAUACCUUUCCGUGUGUUCAGCGGAGUCAAUGGCCAGGGAGAUAUCAUGGGCCAUGAUCUGAUGAGCCCCUAUGUGCUGCUCCGAGACGAAGCUAGGGUACAAAAGGUCGGAACGAACCCUGCCCCAGUAGUGAAGCCCAAAAGCAUUAGUGGCCCUACGUGGACGUCGGCCCCAGAAUUCCUGUCAUACGUGGAUGGCAUCCUUGAAAAAGCCUCCCGAAACAACUCGCUGCACCCACCCGAAGCUUCGGCGGAACAUCGAGCAAGUCACGAUCCGGCGACCGGUCGACUAUCCUGCAAGGAUAUCAUUGACCUCGCCAUCCUUCGGAGCAAUCAAGCGCUUCAUUCAUCUCGUAGCCCCAAUCGGUUCGAGAUCGCCCGCAACGGACGCCGAAUCGCCGUUGUUGUCCUUAACCGCCCGUCUCACCGACUAGGCGAGACGAUUAUAGCCACCGUGAACUUCACCGAUGCCGCACUUCCUUGCUACGCUCUACGUGCCACCCUUGAGAGCUCCGAGCGAGUUGCCCCGGCUCUGGCUAUCCGAUCGAACGCGAGCAUCCGUCGUGCGACUCGCAAGGUCCAUGCCUCGUAUUUCGAGAACACGCUCUACGCGACCCGCGUGGUCUUCAGUCCAGCAAUCCCUGUCUCUGCAACACCUACAAUCCUCACCACUGGAGUGAAUCAUGAAUGGGAACUCCGAUUCGAGUUCGUUACCAGUAAUGCGCAUGACGGGUCAGCGCCAUCGGGUUCGCGAUUGUUGGAGGCCGUAUCUGAAGACGAACGCGGACGGGUCAUGUCAGCCUUGGAAACCAUCGGGUGUGAGUCAUUUGAGAUCGCAAUCCCGAUCACGAUUUAUGGCGAGACAGUCAGGGAGCGGCUGCCAGAAGAAAACGAAGGAUACGCUAUUUGACAUAAGCUAUACGCGAACGAUGUGUAUCCUACUACAAUUACAAGACGUUAAGAAAAUAAGCGACUUCUGGAUUCUAUGACGUCGCAUAGAGUCUAGGACACAUCCAGGUUCCUUGCAGUCUAAGUCAGUCCAUACCUUGGCUGCGCUAGACUGAAACAACGUAAUGAGAGACUACCUCCAUUUCCUUGCGGCGCGACGGGGUCACCGGGGCAACGGACGGGGCGUUGGACGACUUGGGAGUUGGAAGACUGCAUCAUCCAUGGUUCCGUGGGUGGGUGGGAAGCGUGGAGCAACUCAAGAGUCACUACGUACUCAAGUUGGUCUAGUGUAGAUAGGAGCAGUAACUUAG
Aspergillus fijiensis CBS 313.89 is the source of this 3104-nucleotide messenger RNA. RefSeq names its product putative intracellular protein transport protein (Sat1). The coding region runs from base 275 to 2755 and encodes 826 amino acids. The record is from RefSeq and is a predicted model, not a curated record. NCBI's taxonomy places the organism in Eukaryota, Fungi, Ascomycota, Eurotiomycetes, Eurotiales, Aspergillaceae. Gene Ontology annotation, biological process: retrograde transport, endosome to Golgi. The transcript has 4 exons. Gene Ontology annotation, cellular component: Ric1-Rgp1 guanyl-nucleotide exchange factor complex; Golgi membrane.